Molecule: messenger RNA, 1605 nt
Organism: Penaeus vannamei (Pacific white shrimp)
Lineage: Eukaryota; Metazoa; Arthropoda; Malacostraca; Decapoda; Penaeidae
Product: sorbitol dehydrogenase
Biological process (GO): D-sorbitol catabolic process
Molecular function (GO): zinc ion binding; L-iditol 2-dehydrogenase (NAD+) activity
Source: RefSeq, a predicted model, not a curated record
GAAGAAGGUCAAGAUGAAUUCCUACGUAGUUAUUCGCGGAGUCGGAGAACUGCGCUUGGAGAAAGGGCCUGUUCAAGACAUCGAAGCUCAUGCCUCUCCUUAACGGCCCUGUCACUCCCUCGGCAGAGGUCCUCGUGCGCAUGUCCUGGGUCGGGAUCUGCGGCUCGGAUGUGUCCCUGGCGUUCAAAGGGAAGCUGGCGGACUACGAACUGGAGCCGCCCCUGGGAGUGGGACACGAGGCUUCGGGCGUCGUGGCCAAGUGUGGCUCUGGCGUCAAGAACCUGAAGGCCGGUGACCGCGUGGCCUUGGAGCCCGGAGAUCCCUGCGGUUCUUGCCAGUUCUGUCGCGGGGGACAUUAUAACACCUGCGAGACCUCCUGCUUCCACAGCUCCCCCGUGCCUAAUCCAGGAUGCCUCAGCCGCUACUACAAGCACAGGGCCGACCUUUGCCAUAAGCUGCCAGACACCGUGAGCCUGGAGGAGGGCGCCCUCAUCGAGCCCUUCGCCGUCGCCAUCCACGCGUGCCGCCGCUCCGGGGUGUCCAUGGGGACGUCGGUGCUGAUCUGCGGCGCCGGUCCCCUGGGGCUGCUCGGCCUCGUCGCCGCGAAGGCCAUGGGCGCCUCCAACAUCCUCGUCACGGACAUUAAACCGAAGCGGCUGGAAGCGGCCAAGCGGAUGGGCGCCCACCGCACGCUGCUGGCGGACGGGAGCGAACCCCGCGCCUUCGCCCAGAGGGUCAGGCAGACGAUGGGGUGCAUGCCGGAGGUCAGCCUCGAGUGCAGCGGCGUGGAGUCCGCCCUUGCGUCGACCAUAUACGCCACGAGGAUGUGCGGCGUCGUGAUGGUGAUGGGGCUGCCCGCGAAGGACGUCACGCUGCCCUCGUCAACGCUGCCAUCCGCGAGGUCGACAUCAGGGGCGUGUUCAGAUACGUCAACUGCUACCCCACAGCCAUCGAAAUGAUCUCCAAGGGGCUGGUGGACCUGAAGCCCCUCAUCACUCACUGCUUCAAAUUCGAGGACUUCCAGGAAGCCUUCGAGAUUUGCCGCGACGGAGCUGACGGAGUGAUCAAGUGUCUCAUUUCUUGCGAGUGAAAGCGCAAUUGUCUAUUUCCUUGUUCACUUAAGACAACUGGAGAUGACAGACUGAUAAGCUGUAUAAACACUUGUAAACAUCCUCCAGAGAACGAUAACAGCCACAUCAAUCAGACACAGCGGUUCUCAGAGAUCCUAUAUAUACGAGAUCUCACAUAAAAAACGCGACCCUUAACUUUGAAUAGAAAGCGUGCCUGUUAAAUUGAGGAAAGAAAAAAAAAAUAAACAUGAAACAGAAAACGCGCAUGUUAAAUUGAGGAAUAUCCACAUUCUUUCAAACCAAAGCUACCUGCCUCCAGAAACAGUCUUCGACCUUCCUACUUUUAUUUUUCAUUUAUUUUUAUUCUUUUAAGGAUCAUCACAAGUUGCUUCAAAUCCUCUAUACGGAAGGCGUAUUCUGUGAGAUAACACAAAAGAACCGAGUUGAGGGAAGUGGCAAAUUAUCGUUUUUUUAUCACAGUUUGAAGAACUAGAGCGUCUGCUUUGAAGUGAGGUUUCUCAACUGUACUAACACA